AUGGCGGAUGAACUAGAUAAAACCAUUGGUGAUGUUUUCAAACAAUUCGAAAACUCCUUACACCAGGAAGAGACAACGCAAGAGAACAAUCAGGAAGAUCAACCUAUGGACUAUCACUAUGAUUACCAGUAUGACUAUAAUGAGAAUUUGGAGGAUGGAGAUAAUUUGGAUGAUGCCAUAACAAACGUAUUCGAUAGUUUAAAGAACGAACUAGAGCAACACCAACCUGAAGAACAGGUUGAGAAGGAAGAACAGAAGGAGGAACAAGGAGAUGAUGAUUUGGCCAAUGCCAUAAGUAACGCAUUACAAAGUAUCAAUGAAAUACGACCUGAGUAUGAAGACAAGGAGACAGAACCCCAAGAGGAAGUACCAGAACCAACUGAAGACCAACACCAAGCGCAAGACCAGGAACAAGACAAUGAACAAGACAAACAACAAGAACCUAAGGAACCCACGCCGUCAACACCAACUGAACCUGAGAAAGAAGUACCCUAUUCACCACUUGAAAUGGAGAAAGAUGAUGAUUUAGAUCUUGAAAAUGCUAUUGGUGAUGCCUUUGCAUCAUUAAAACAAACAGAAGAGCCACAACAGCAAGAAGAGCAAGACGAGAAAGAUGAAGUUGAUGACGAUGAUUUAAGUAAAGCUAUCACUGAUUCCAUCAACAUGAUUAAAGAUAAAAUCCCCCAAUAUCAACCAACUAAAGAUGAUGAAAAGUUACAGAAGACUAUUGCUGAUGCCAUGAAAUCAGUUAUUUCCGAACCUAGUGAACCUGACUUGAAUAAUACUCAAAUGAAUGAUAUUUUAGUUAAUGCCUUUAAUAUGGCCAUGGAGAAUCCCCAGGAACUUCUUAAUAUUGAUGAACCAAAGAAAUUAUCCAUUGCUGAAACUUUAGCUUCUCAUGGAACCAACAAUUCACAAUUAUCUAACAUCCUUUUGAAUUUGGAUAGUUCAGGAGGUAUAGUGAAUAUCAUUGAACAAAUAGCUUCAUUCAUUAACAAUUCCAACUUUCAAGUAUUUAAACAUUCCAAUAAUCUAAUGAACACCAUAGCUUCAUAUAAAAAUCAACCAGAGAUUUUUUUGACCAGUUUGACCAUGGCUAAACAUUAUCUUCAGUCAAUUAAUAAAGUCAAAUGUAUUCCUUCUAUUGAUAAUGUUUUAUUGUUAUUGGGUAAGAAUAAUGGUCCCCUUAUAGAUUAUAAUCCCAACCUUAUCACUUUAAUCAUCAACUCCAUCAUCAAUGUGAUAUCCAAUUAUCAGAGUUCUAAAUUAAAACCACGAAAUGAUUUGGAACAUAAGGAGAAAAUUCGAUUAGAAAAUAGAGAAAGAAAGAAAAGAUGGAGAGAAGUUCAUAGUGAAAGAAAUAAAGAUAACGAUUUAAGAGCAAGAGUACAAAGAAGAGCUAACAUUAUGUUUGGACCCAAUGGUUCAGAUGAAAAGACUCGAUGGAUGGAUGAAGAAUUUAUCAAAAGAAAGGAGAAACGUUUAUCCCGACAAUUAAAAGAUAAAGAAGAUGUUAAAACAUCAACAAAUAAGAUUAUCAAUGAUAAGAACUUGAUCAAAUUAAUCGAUGACUUUUUCACCAUAUUUUCCAACUUUUCUCCUAAAGAUGAUAAUGAAACGGGAUUAUAUACCACAACCACUACCAUGGCAUGUGUAGGGAUAAUUUAUUUGACGAAGUUUGGAUAUAUCGAUGUUAAAAGGAUUGAUUCCAUCAUAACAUCUGUAGUGACUAAUCUUAUAGAAGGGCUUAAUGGUAUUGAUAAUCAAGAGAGAAUCGGCUAUUUAUCUAAAGGUGCAAGAUUCUAUCUCCCAUCAUCCACCGAAACCGACGAAUUCAAACAAACUACGAUUAAUGAUAAAGAUCCCAAGGAAAAGAUUGAUUUGAAAUUCCCCAGGUAUAAGAAUCAAAAGAAGGAAGAACCAAAACUUAAGAAACCAGCGAUUUUUAAAAGACCUGGUUAUCAAGUUAAAGAAGAAGAUGAAAGGUUUCCAAAGUUAUAUUCUACCACUUUGAAACCAUGA
Molecule: messenger RNA, 2022 nt
Organism: Yamadazyma jaroonii
Lineage: Eukaryota; Fungi; Ascomycota; Pichiomycetes; Serinales; Debaryomycetaceae
Source: the annotation of a GenBank genome assembly